UAAAGCUGCAGCACUUGAAAAAAAGUCUUGUUUGCAGACUUUGUGCUGGAGCUGUAAAGGGAAGGACACACUGGUGGCUUAAUGGUGCUAAGAAGAUCUUAACUUUUUUUUCCUUAGCAAGGACAAACACAUGCCUGUAAGCUGGGCAUGAUGGCUGGCAUAAAAGGGAGGAUUUUGAUAGCAUAUAUAUUUUUGAUAGGACAGUUUCUAGCAAUACACGCUCAAGAAGAAGAAAGUGGUGAAGUUGAUGACAUUGCCUGUAAGCAAGAUGAUAAAAUUUACAUGAACCGAGAUGUUUGGAAACCUUCCGCAUGUCAAAUUUGUGUAUGUGACAAUGGUGCAAUCUUAUGUGAUGAAAUUCAGUGCCCUGACAUCUUAGACUGUGACAGUCCUGAGGUCCCUCCUGGAGAAUGCUGUGCAGUGUGCAGAAGUACCUCCGGUGGUCGGCCAAAUACCCAUGAUCGAGGACCCAAGGGUCAAAAGGGGGAUCCUGGAGAUGUCCCAGCUGUAUCUGGUAUUCGUGGCCGUCCAGGCCCUGCGGGACCCCCAGGAUCACAAGGACCAAGAGGAGACAGGGGUCCAAAGGGAAGACCUGGUGGACGUGGCCCAGCUGGUUUAGAUGGAGAGCCUGGCAUCCCUGGACAGCCUGGAGACCCUGGCCCACCUGGGCAUCCCUCUCUGCCUGGACAGCCAUAUUCCGCUCAGAUGCAGGGUGGUUUUGAUGAGAAAUCGGGACUAGGAUCACAAAUGGGAUUAAUGCCUGGCUCAGUGGGUCAAGUAGGACCUAGAGGUCCUCAAGGUCUUCCAGGAAAUCCAGGCGGCAUGGGUCCUCAAGGUCCUCCUGGAGAAGCAGGUGAACCAGGAUCUAUGGGGCCACUGGGUCCGCGUGGUCCUGAGGGGCCUCCAGGAAAACCGGGUGAAGAUGGCGAAGCUGGAAGACCAGGACAGACAGGCGAAACAGGAUUCCAAGGAUCUGCGGGAGCUAGAGGUUUUCCUGGUGCUCCUGGCCUUCCAGGUCUUAAAGGACACAGAGGUCAUAAAGGUUUGUUUGGGCCCAAAGGAGAAACUGGUGCAGCUGGAUCCAAGGGUGAAUCUGGCCCUACCGGACCAAUGGGAUUAAAUGGACCUUCUGGACCCAGGGGAAUGCCUGGAGAAAGAGGAAGGAUUGGGCCUCAGGGAACACCAGGUGUAAGGGGUGCAAAUGGACUUGUUGGAUUGGCUGGACCAAUAGGCCCAAUUGGGUUAAGUGGUGCAUCUGGAUUUCCAGGUAUCCCAGGAAUGAAGGGUGAAGCUGGCCCAACUGGUGCUCGAGGACCUGAAGGUCCACAAGGAUCAAGAGGCGAAACUGGACAUCAAGGACCUGCUGGUUCACAGGGGCUUCCAGGCUCUGUAGGAACUGAUGGGGCUUCUGGAGCAAAAGGACCAACUGGGGUUGUUGGAGUUGCUGGAGCACCUGGACUUAUAGGCCCACCUGGUUCUCCUGGACCUCAAGGUAGCACUGGAGUAUCGGGAAUCAGAGGCUCUAUGGGUGAUCCAGGAGUACCGGGCUUCAAAGGAGAAGCUGGGCCUAAAGGAGAACCCGGGCCACAUGGUCCUCAAGGUGCAACAGGUCCACUAGGUGAAGAGGGAAAAAGAGGUCCUCGUGGAGACCCAGGAAGUGUGGGACCACCUGGACCAGUUGGUGAAAGGGGUGCUCCUGGUAACCGUGGUUUUCCUGGAUCAGAUGGAUUGUCUGGACCUAAGGGAGCACAAGGAGAAAGAGGCGUUGCAGGAACUUCAGGUCCUAAAGGAGCAAAUGGAGAUCCUGGGCGCCUUGGUGAACCUGGCCUUCCUGGUGCUAGGGGUUUAACUGGAAAUCCUGGAGUUCAGGGCCCUGAAGGCAAACCAGGACCAUUGGGAGCUCCUGGAGAAGAUGGUCGUCCUGGCCCACCUGGCCCAAUUGGAAUACGUGGAGAACCUGGCAGUAUGGGACCUGCUGGUCCAAAAGGCAACAGUGGAGAUCCAGGAAAGCCAGGUGAACAAGGCAGUGCUGGAGUUCCAGGCCAAAGAGGAGCUCCUGGAAAAGAUGGUGAAGUUGGUCCUUCUGGCCCUACAGGCCCUCCAGGCCCAGCAGGAGACAGAGGAGAACAAGGUCCUCCAGGUCCAACUGGAUUUCAGGGUUUACCAGGUCCACCAGGACCACCAGGAGAGACGGGAAAGCCAGGUGAUGAGGGCGUACCAGGGGAUCCUGGAGCUGCAGGUCCACUUGGUCCUAGAGGAGAGCGUGGUAAUCCAGGGGAAAGAGGAGAACCUGGAGCCUCGGGAUUAGCGGGUGAAAAGGGUAUGGCUGGAGGCCAUGGGCCUGAUGGACCAAAGGGAAGCCCAGGUCCAUCUGGAACUCCUGGUGAUGCUGGACCACCUGGCCUACAAGGCAUGCCUGGAGAGAGAGGUAUUGCUGGCACACCUGGGCCAAAAGGUGAUAAGGGAAGUAUUGGAGAAAAAGGUUCUGAAGGUACAGCUGGCAAUGAUGGUGCAAGAGGACUGCCUGGCCCUCUAGGUCCCCCUGGUUCUGCAGGUCCAUCUGGGGAGAAGGGUGAGCCUGGACCACGAGGAGCAAUUGGCCCUUUUGGUUCACGUGGGACUCCAGGUUCCAGAGGGGAAAAUGGCCCAACCGGUCCUGUUGGAUUUGCUGGCCCUCCAGGCCCUGAUGGACAACCUGGUGUGAAAGGAGAACCUGGUGAGCCAGGCCAAAAGGGUGAUGCUGGAUCUCCAGGUCCACAAGGUCUUUCUGGGUCUCCUGGUCCACCUGGACCUUCUGGUGUUCCUGGACUUAAGGGUGGCAGAGGAACUCAAGGACCCCCAGGUGCAACUGGGUUCCCUGGUUCUGCUGGUAGAGUUGGACCUCCAGGUUCAGCAGGAGCUGUAGGCCCUGCUGGUCCUAUUGGUGAUCCUGGCAAGGAAGGGCCACCUGGUCUACGUGGGGAUCCUGGAGCACAUGGUCGCAUUGGAGAUAGGGGUCCUGCUGGCCCUACAGGAAGUCCUGGAGAUAAGGGAGACUCAGGAGAUGAUGGACAGCCUGGUCCUGAUGGUCCACCUGGUCCAGCUGGAACAACUGGUCAAAGGGGUAUUGUUGGCAUGCCUGGUCAAAGAGGAGAAAGAGGAAUGCCAGGACUUCCUGGACCAGCGGGUUCUCCUGGGAAACAAGGCUCUACUGGUCCUCCAGGGGACAAAGGUCCAUCAGGCCCUGUUGGUCUUCCUGGUGCUAAUGGUCCAGUUGGUGAACCAGGUGCAGAGGGUCCCCCUGGGAAUGACGGUCCCCCUGGGCGAGAUGGUGCUAUUGGAAAACGGGGUGAUCGUGGUGACCCAGGUCCUGAAGGCCUUGCAGGAUCCCAAGGUGCUCCAGGAACUCCAGGACCUAUAGGUUCCCCAGGUGAAGCUGGACAAAGAGGUGAACCAGGCUCUCGAGGUCCUGUAGGUCCUCCAGGCAGAGCUGGAAAACGCGGAUUUCCAGGUCCACAAGGCCCCCGUGGUGAUAAAGGAGAUAAUGGAGAAACUGGUGAGAGGGGGCAAAAAGGUCAUAGAGGUUUUACAGGCUUGCAAGGCCUUCCGGGACCUCCAGGUCCAGUUGGUGAACAAGGUAGUGUUGGACCUUUUGGACCUUUUGGCCCCAGAGGCCCCCCUGGACCUGUUGGCCCUCCUGGUAAAGAAGGUAAUGCAGGAUCACCUGGACCAAUUGGACCUCCUGGUGUUCGAGGAACUGUAGGAGAAUCUGGACCUGAGGGUCCCCCAGGAGAUGCUGGCCCUCCUGGUCCUCCUGGUCCCCCUGGACUUCUAACUGCAGCACUUGAUGAUUUAAUGGGUGGCUAUGAUGAUACUAUGCCAGAACCACUUCCUGAAUUCACUGAUGAUGAAGCUGCUGGUGAUGGAAAUAAAACUGAUCCAGGUGUUCAGGCUACACUAAAAUCUUUAAGCAGUCAGAUUGAAACUAUGCGCAGUCCUGAUGGAUCUAAGGAUAAUCCAGCACGCACAUGUGAUGAUUUAAAGCUUUGUCACCCUAAUAAGAAGAGUGGAGAAUAUUGGAUAGAUCCUAAUCAGGGAUGCGCAGAAGAUGCUAUAAAGGUUUUCUGUAACAUGGAAACUGGAGAAACAUGUAUAUCUGCAAAUCCAUCCUCAAUACCUCGCAAAACAUGGUGGAUUGGUAAAGGAGUGGAUAACUUCAAGCCAAUAUGGUAUGGUGCUGAUAUGAACAAAGGCUCUCAAUUUGUCUAUGGAGCAACACAAUCACCGAAUACAGCUGUCACCCAAAUGACCUUCCUCCGCCUUCUCUCAAAAGAAGCUUCUCAGAAUAUAACCUACUAUUGUAAAAAUGCUGUUGGAUACUUGGAUGAAAAAACACAAAACCUGAAAAAAGCUGUCAUCCUUAAAGGUGCUAAUGACCUUGAUAUUAGAGCAGAAGGGAACAGCCGAUUUAGGUAUACAGUUCUUGAAGACAGUUGCUUGAAACGCAAUGGAAAUGUUGGAAAAACUGUCUUUGAAUACAGAACCCAAAAAGUGGCACGACUACCUAUUAUCGACAUUGCCCCUGUGGACAUUGGUAGCGCAGACCAAGAGUUUGGAGUUGACAUUGGGCCAGUUUGUUUCUUGUAAAAGAUAAAGAAUUCCAAAGAAUUAAGACUGUCAAAGUUAAUCCUGAGACUCUUGAAAAUCACAGCUGGUGCUUUGCCAGCACUGUACAUACCGUUUUCCAUUAUUUUCAUUUUGUUAAUGGCCUUGCCCUUUUUCCAAAGUAUUUAUUUUACAUUAAUUUUUAAUAGUUGUGAGCAGAAAUGUAAUUUAAGAGGACCAACGACCCUUUUGUUACGAACUAAAGAAGAUCUGUUCUUAAUGUAUAGGCAUGUAAAAAGGGAAUAACAGCUGUGUGGUCUCAAAGUAUGUUUUUCCAGUUCCUUUGGGUAUUCAUUUAUAAGAGAAUAUUUCAGUUUCCAUGGAAUACACCAUUGCUAGAACUCACCAAGCUUUAAAUUGUCAUUAGAUUUAUUUUUGGAAUUACUUAAUAAUAAAUACAUAUUUUGAAAACUUGUUAAGAUUUCUAAAACCCCACAUGCAGGGACUAAGAUUUCAGUAUAAUGCAUUAUAUUUCUUAAUGUGAUACCUCACCAGAUAUCUAAAGAUUGGAUGACUUUUUGUUUUUUUAAAAUUGGAAAAUGCAGAUAAUUUUUUUUCAAGGUGAACCAAUGUCUUAUGCUUAAAACAGCCUGUGGUAUACUUAUAUCCAUCAACAAACACUUAGAUUAGCAGAUAGUCAUAAUAGGAAGAAUGUCACAGUUACUCUUCAUUAGAAAAGGAAAACUCUCCACUGAUGUAUGUAAAACAAACACUUUGGCAGAUAGGUUGGAACGGAAAAUACAGAAGUAUUGAGAGAAGUUUUAUCUAUUUUAUGAUUUACCAAAACCUUAGUGUCAGGAGUAUUUUUCUUAAAUGAAAUCUUUAACUAACUGUGUUGAAUUUGUCAGAAUGUGUUAAACUGCUUUGAUCGCUUUCAGCAAAUAGCAAAAUGAGUAAUAACCUCUUUGUUAUUUCAGGCUGAUUAUGCCACACUCAUACUACUUUUGGGAUUUUUACAUUUCUGGUGCAGAUGUGGCUGCUGUUAAUCUUCCUAUGAUGAAGUUAAACCACUAAAAUGAAUGUUGUUGUUGCCAGGCAUCUGUAUGUUUUGAUCUUCAUUGGUUUACUGGUAUAUUAAGUGGUCAUAAGAAGAACAAAAUGAUCUAAGCUAAUACAAAUGCCUUCUCUGUCCCAUUGGUUCUAUAAUUAUAUGUUGCAAGGAAUGAUUGUAAAGAUUGGUAUAAAUUCUUCCAUUUUUAUAAUGGAAAUGAUUAUAUUUCUUCAUAAAUGCUAAAAAAAAAUGACCCGUAGAAUUUUGCAGUGCAGAAGAAAACAAUCUGAAAAUGUUUUUUUGCUUUUAAUUGUUUUCAUUUUUUAAGUUGAUUUAGCUAGCUACAUUUUACAUGCCCUUAUCAAUGUUUUUUACUAUAUUGCUCAAGUACAAAAAAAACUGAACUAUUUGAACUCUUUUUUCAGAACUGUUAUGUACAUGGAAAGCAGCUUUCUCGUUUUAGCAACACAUUGUCAGGUGCAAAAGGUUCCAACAUUUCUUAGCAAAUGCUACCUCAUCUCUACAUGCUGGGAUGCAAAUACUAGUUUUGUUAGAUAUGAAAAGGUGCUAUUCCUUUAUUGUUAAUUAGAGGAUGGGGACAGGCAGUGUACAUGUUCAUGGUGCUAAAAUUCCUUUUGAACAUCCUGAAUAAAAAAAAUUUACAGAUUCCCCUAUUAUUUUAUAAAUAUUAAGCUAAACUGCUUUGUCAUAUGAAAAUUCUGGCAUUUUCUUAAAGAAAUCUGCAUUUUUAUCAAGUAGGUGCAAUAUAUAGAGAGAUUUUUUUUCCUGUUAUGUGUCUUUCUUUUUUAUGUUUUUCUAUGUAUAAACAAAUAUAUCUUUUUUUCUUGAAUCUGUCUCCCAAAUUAGUUAUCACACCAAAUUAUUUAUAGACUUUAAUCCCAGAAACUCAUUUAGUGGCAGUUGUAGGAAACCACAAUGCUUUGAAUGGACUAUAGGGCUCAUUUAUAAAUGCAAAUGCAGUAUGCAAAGUGCAAUUUGGAGUAAACAGUUUAGAAAAUAGGAUCAAAAUGGGCAAUAAUUACAUACAUCUCAGUGGUUGUAAACAAGCUCUUAUUUGUUAAAUGCAAAGGAGAGCAUUUGCCUGAAAAAAAUUUACCCAAAGCAUUAAAUUUUCUUACUCUUGCCGUUAAUUAAGUUUCUUCAAGACAUAUUGCGGUGUGGUCCCUAAUUAUUGAAAUAAAAUGUGAAGGUGCGCAAAAGGUCUCUUAGUUCUGUGGCAAAUAAAUAUCUAAUAUUUAAAG
Xenopus tropicalis (tropical clawed frog) is the source of this 6897-nucleotide messenger RNA. RefSeq names its product collagen, type V, alpha 2 (gene col5a2). Gene Ontology annotation, molecular function: extracellular matrix structural constituent. Gene Ontology annotation, cellular component: extracellular region. Bases 148 to 4626 code for a protein of 1492 amino acids. The transcript has 54 exons. The record is from RefSeq and is a predicted model, not a curated record. NCBI's taxonomy places the organism in Eukaryota, Metazoa, Chordata, Amphibia, Anura, Pipidae.